CAGUGCCCUCUCUCUCUCUUUUCCAUUCCACAAAUUCCUCAGCCUCGCUCUCUCGCUCUAGUUUGAAAUAUUACCAUUUUGUCGCUGUGAAGAUCUCCACUUCUCUUGGAAUCGACUUGGUAACUGAUUCAUUGCUUUUGUGGUUGUUUAGUAGAUGAUGGGGUGGAAUAGUUGAGACGAAUAAGUUCUGCCACUUGGAUUGUCAAUUCAAUUCUUAUGCUCUGGACUCAGGAAAUAUGUCAACCAGAACUGUGGGAAGGGUCUCACGUCAAGAUAUACAAUUUGUGCGAAGUCUUAUAGAGCGAUGCCUUCAGCUUGAUAUGAACCGAAAAGAAGUUGUGGAAACCCUUCUGAAUCAUGAAAAAAUUGACCCCGGUUUCACAGAACAUGUGUGGCAGAAGCUUGAAGAGGAGAAUCAAGAAUUCUUCAAUGCAUAUUAUCUGAGAUUGAUGAUGAAAAGCCAGAUUAUUGAAUUCAACCGGUUGCUUGAACAGCAGGCAAGAAUGAUGCACCAGAUACAUCCUUGUGCGGUGACUGCAUUAUCUAGUUCUAAUGGAUCCCACGUCCAACCUAUACACCAGAGCUGCUACGCACUAGAGCAUACAGGACCUGCUUUGAAACAAGAUGACACAGACCACCCUGUUGGUGUCAGCUUAGGCAAUGUUUAUACUAAUGGUACCCAACCUGUUCACUCAACUAUCCACACCACCGUGGAUUUGCCUUCUCAUGCCAGGAAUGAUGCUGCACCUCAGAGUUCAAAUGUUGGUUUGUUUCAAGGAAUGAAUGGAGGAAUUAUCAAAGUAGAAACUGGAUAUUCAAACAGUCCUCCGUACAUGUUUGGAACAGAGGACAAUGUCCUUGAUGCACGCCAAUCAAUUGGGAACGCGUCGGUUGCAUCGUUUGCUAGUGUUGAUUCCAACACAUCAUCCUUCAAUGAAUCACUUCUUGAUACGGAUCCUUCUUCAUUUGGGUUCAUUAAUCAAAUUACUAGGAAUUUUAGUCUCUCAGAUCUGACAGCAGACUUUUCUCAGGGUUCAGAUAUACUAGAGAGCUAUGCCAGAUGCCCCUUUUUACCAACAGAGGCUGUUAACAUCAUUGAUACUCAUGAGAAUGGAGACCGUCUUGAUAGUAAACGGUUGGACAAUGUAUCAGAAAGCUUGAGCUUCGAAGAUUCAAGACACAAUUAGCUGAUCAGAUGAUUGUACAUACUGGAGAGGCAUUCAGAUUGGCGCCGGAUACGGGAUUUUCGUUUAGAACACAGGCCCCAAAUCACCUUAGCAGGUUAGCAUGUAGAAUGAAGAUAAUGCAUCACAGUGAUUCUGAAAACAAUUUUAGCUUUCAAGUGAUUUAAUUCUGAAACUGAUCUUUAAUGUUUGAUGUUUUGCUUGAUGAUUACGGUAUUGGAAGUGAUUGUAAUGAUGUGAUGAUGUUUAUGAUGAGUGUAGAUUGUAAGAGUGAAAUACUGAAUGUUGGUUAGGUGGACCUUUGUGAUUCACUGCCAACGAAGGUGGCUUCACUGUAUUUUCUUUGAUUAAAGAAGCUAGUUGAGGUGAGUUUAUGCCUGGUAAGCAUCAAA
Cucurbita pepo subsp. pepo (vegetable marrow) is the source of this 1576-nucleotide messenger RNA. NCBI's taxonomy places the organism in Eukaryota, Viridiplantae, Streptophyta, Magnoliopsida, Cucurbitales, Cucurbitaceae. The record is from RefSeq and is a predicted model, not a curated record.